This is a messenger RNA of Gasterosteus aculeatus aculeatus (three-spined stickleback), 4443 nucleotides long. The record is from RefSeq and is a predicted model, not a curated record. NCBI's taxonomy places the organism in Eukaryota, Metazoa, Chordata, Actinopteri, Perciformes, Gasterosteidae.
CUCUCCCUCUCCCCUCCCACUCCCCGCUCCCCUCGCAGAGCUCGAGCCCGUCUUCCCCCCUCACACUCCAGUCAACAUGGCUACAGUUGUAACCUCGACCAGAUUCACAGACGAAUAUCAGCUGUACGAGGAACUCGGAAAGGGUGCCUUCUCCAUCGUCCGCCGAUGCAUCAAGAAGUCCACCGGCCAGGAGUAUGCCGCAAAGAUCAUCAACACGAAAAAGCUCUCCGCCAGAGACCACCAGAAACUGGAACGGGAGGCGAGGAUUUGUCGACUGCUAAAACAUCCAAACAUAGUACGACUCCAUGACAGCAUCUCAGAGGAAGGCUUCCAUUACCUGGUUUUUGACCUCGUCACCGGAGGAGAACUUUUUGAGGAUAUUGUCGCUCGAGAGUAUUACAGCGAGGCCGAUGCCAGCCACUGCAUCAAUCAGAUCCUGGAGAGCGUCAGUCACAUCCACCAGCAUGACAUCGUGCACAGGGACCUCAAGCCAGAGAACCUGCUCCUGGCCAGCAAGAUGAAGGGAGCCGCGGUGAAGCUGGCGGACUUCGGCCUCGCCAUCGAGGUGCAGGCGGACCAACAGGCCUGGUUCGGUUUUGCAGGGACUCCAGGCUAUCUGUCCCCAGAGGUGUUGAGGAAGGACCCGUACGGGAAGCCAGUGGACAUAUGGGCAUGUGGUGUGAUCCUGUACAUCUUGUUGGUGGGCUACCCCCCCUUCUGGGACGAGGACCAACACAAACUGUACCAACAAAUCAAGGCCGGCGCAUACGACUUUCCUUCUCCGGAGUGGGACACUGUGACCCCCGAGGCCAAGAAUCUGAUCAAUCAGAUGUUAACGAUUAACCCGGCCAAAAGGAUCACUGCGGACCAGGCCAUCAAGCACCCCUGGGUCUGCCAACGCUCCACUGUGGCCUCCAUGAUGCACCGCCAAGAGACCGUGGAGUGUCUGCGCAAGUUCAACGCCAGGCGGAAACUUAAAGGAGCAAUCCUCACAACGAUGCUGGUGUCCAGGAACUUCUCAGUGGGACGGCAGCAUACCAGCCCUGCCGCCACCACCAGCACGGCCUCAAUGGCACAGGAAGCGUGCAAAUCCUUACUAAACAAAAAGUCGGACGGCGUGAAGUCGCAGGGAAACAGUAAAAACAGUGUAGUAAGCAGCAGCAGCACCAAAGACAGCAGCAUGUCAUCCUCAGCACCAAUGGAAGCCCAGACUACUGUUGUACACAACCCAGCUGAUGGCACCAAGGGCUCCACGGAGAGCUGCAACAACGCAGAAGAGGAGGAGAUGAAAGGUAGGAAAGUGGCUGCCUGUGAGUCCUCUGGUGCAGUGGUGACCCAGUGCGGCUCCACUGGGCAGCAGACCCGGUCACCGGGGUCACCGCGCCCGCCCGCGGCUGCUGCCCCGCAGGAGGCUGCCGGUGUCCCUCAGCCCGGGCCGGCUCAGAGCGCCGGUCCUGGUCCCGGACCAGAGUGCGCUCUGGCGCCCCCCGCGGGCGCGAGCCGCGGCCCGCGGCAGACUCGUAAACAGGAGAUAAUAAAGAUGACGGAGCAGCUGAUUGAAGCCAUCAACAAUGGGGAUUUUGAGGCCUACACGAGGAUCUGUGACCCCGGACUGACUUCUUUUGAGCCGGAAGCUCUCGGGAACCUGGUGGAGGGAAUGGACUUCCACAAGUUCUACUUUGACAACCUGCUGAGUAAAAACAGCAAGCCGGUGCACACCACCAUCCUCAACCCCCACGUGCACCUGAUCGGCGAGGAGGCCGCCUGCAUCGCUUACAUCCGCCUGACGCAGUACAUGGACGCCCAGGGCCGGCCGCGAUCCUGCCAGUCCGAGGAGACGCGCGUGUGGCACCGCCGCGACGCCAAGUGGCUCAACGUGCACUUCCACUGCUCAGGAGCACCGGCCGCCCCCCUGCAGUGAACCCAGAACCCAGAACCCGGGCCCAGCUUUGCCUGAUCUCUAAAGCUGUUUGGAGCUUUCAUCUCCGUGGUCGGAUCGGUGCCUGGAUCACGACACGGAAGAAGCUGCUUGGAAAAGUUGUGGGAAAAAGAAAAAAAAAAAAAGAUAGAAGUGAGGGAAAAUACAUUUAUAAAUUAAACAAAAAAAUAAGAAGCUUAUUUCCAAAGCUUGCCUGAAUGACCGAUCACACCGAUCCAGUCCAACCCUUCGCCACGUGGCGUCCGGCCCGCCGCAGGUCAGCCCCCUUCUGGCAGACGCUGCAUGUUUCUGGUCGUUGUCCCGGGACGCGUCGCCCGUGGCCUUUAUUUCCCCACUUGUUGUGUCUGCUGUCGGGAAAAGUAUUAAAACUGGUAUAUAAAUAGGGGGCAACAUGUAUAAUAUAGGAAACAUGUGAUUUUAUGUUUUGUUUCCUAGAGAGCAACAUAUUACUGUUUAUUUUACACUUCACGGGGUUCGUUUGAUUCGGGUUUAUGGGAACUAUAGCGACUAAUAUCAAUGUGCAAUCAGAUUUUAACAUUUAUUUUAAAUCGCAUCCGUGCACAACGUUUUAAAGGGGAAGUUGCAAAAGGAUGGAUCUCACUCAAAAAGGGGACGUUUAGUUUGAUAGAAUUCAGCAUAAAUAGGUGUUUAUUACAGGAGAAAAGGGGAAACAUGAUAUAUUUUACGGUUAAGCAUGUGUUGUUUUUUAUUCUUUUUUUUUUUUUUUGCCUUGAGGUCCCGAGUUGUAAAUACACACCAUGCAUGUUUGCAUGGACGCACACACACACACACAUUCCAGGUCCCUGUGCUCCAGCCUUUAGGGUUAAGCCUCUCUGGAGCUUUAGACACAGCAUGUGUCCGGGGGCAGCUCAUCCUGAGGUUGCAGAAAGCCUCCCGUCUGACCUGCCCCCUCCUCCUCACGUCUCCAAACCCGACGUGCAGCUUCAUCUUCUUCAAUCGAUCGAAUGGCCCGUACUGUUUUUUUGACACUCUAUGCUGUUGUGUUCGCUCUCCGGAGGGAGCGAACCUUUCUGCAACCUCAGGUUUACCCCCCCCCCCCACCCUCCUCGUCCUCCGCUUAAAGCCCCCUUACUGUCCAAGUAGCAGCUCGCUGUGUAACGAUGAUGUCACCCUUAUGCCUGUCUCUUGUUGGGAUUGUGUUCUGAAAAUGUGCGUGUCGUCCGUCUUGGCUUGCUGUGUAAAGUCUUGGAAUUAUAAAAAAAAAAAAAAAACUUUAAACAAAAACUUUAAAAAGCAUGUUAAAAAGGGAAUGCAGCCGAAGGAUUAUACAAAAAAAGGGCAUGAUGGGAUUUGGGCUGUGGGACUGUCGCUGAUGGCAAUCAAUGGAUCCGGUCCUUUUGUGUCCGUCGUAAAUGUGAUGGUUAUUACUGUUUUGAUGUUAUUUUUAAUAGUUGUUUUAGCCAGAAAUGUAAGAACAAUUUGGGAGACUGCCACAACCAUUUUUUACUGCCAACCCCCCCUCACACGCACACUGACAUCUUGAGACAAAACAUGUUUUACACUCUGUGGCUGAUAAUGAGGACGCUUAUCUGUCUGUCUUAGCACUUAGUGAAUAAAUGGUCCUGCAUCUCCAACCUUUGUGACGUCGCCCCCCCACGAGGAGGCCGUAGCUGCUCGUCACUUAAAGGUGAUGAGUUGUUGCCCGACGGCAGCACUGUGGAGCAAAGUGCUUCCUGCUAAAGGUCACUCAGACUUCUAAACCAUGUUCUUGACUUUUUUUAACUGGCCGAUGAUCAGACAUCUUGGUCAUCGAUCCAAAUUUGUGAACCUAACAAAACCAAUUUUUUAAUUUUCUAGAUAAUUUCAAAGAUGUCAAAUCAAAUUCUGAAGGAGGCUUCAACAUUUUAGUGCAACACGUUCAGUGGCAUUUAAAUGUCCUGCAGUUAGAAGUUGUCACAAUUGUUUAUUUGCAGUUAGUGACCUCUGCUUCAGCUAAAGAGGAAUGGAAUCCGUUGUAACGUCACAGCUAUUUAACGCGGAUGUAAACAAGACGAGUGACCAAAUAAAAGCACCUUCACGUUAACUUUGGGCUGUUUGCUGCUACGACAAUAACUCUGUUUUGCUUCAUGUACAAUUUCGUAGUUCUAAUAAUUUGGCAAAAGUCGAACAGAACCCGACUGAUCCGAGGGGAGGAAAAGAUCAUUGGAAUUAAAAACCACAACUUUUAACACCUUACAUGCAGGUCGACUUUGAGGUCAUUUUUCAGUUUUCUGGAUAAAUGAAAAUCUUACUUGAUGACGUGGCUCCAUCUGACAUAUCAAAAUGUUGUCUCACAGUAAAAUGAUUAGAAAAAAAGCCUUAGCGUGUAAGUAGGUUUAUUGCAUUGCAGCCCUUGGUCUAAAGGGGCUACGUGUGUCUAUACUCGUUUUCAUUUGGAUGCUGGAUUCUUUGCAUGAUCAUACAGUUAAAACAUUAAAAACCACAAGGUGUUUGUUUGCAUAUAAAUAAAUGAGUAUUUAUCAAAUAAAGCACUUCAACACUGG